AGCUCUAUGAGGCGUGGUGUUACUUACCCGUGCCCGUUACUUACGAAAACGUGUACGCUCUAUGUACGGGAGUAGCCAAUGUCUAUGUGUUUCAAAGAACGCGCGGGAAUAAGAUGGGGUCACUCUUUGUAUUUUGCAUCAAGUCAUAUAAAGCAGCAAGCUGUACAUCAAGCAGGAAUCUCCUCGACCCGUUCUAAAAUGUCUCACGGAAGAGGAGCUCUGAUCGUCCUGGAAGGAGUCGACAAGGCUGGAAAGACCACACAAUGUAAGAAGCUGGUCAAUGCGCUGAUAGAGAGUGGUCGACCAGCCGAGAUUAUGAGAUUUCCUGACAGGACUACUCAGAUCGGUCAGUUGAUCAACGCCUACCUGGAGAAGAAGAGCAACUUGGAAGACCAUGUAGUGCAUUUACUCUUUUCAGCCAAUCGUUGGGAACUUGAACCUCUAAUGAGGAAGAAGCUGGAGCAGGGCAUCAGUCUGGUGGUGGAUAGGUAUGCCUUCUCCGGGGUGGCUUUCACAAGUGCCAAGCCGGGCUUCAGUCUGGAAUGGUGCAUGAAGCCCGAUGUGGGACUGCCCAAACCAGACCUGGUGCUCUUCCUGCAGCUGCACCCCUUGGACGCUGCGCAGCGGGGCCAGUACGGGUCCGAGCGCUACGAGAGCAGCGACUUCCAGAAGGUCGUGCUGCAGAGGUUCGAGCAGCUGAUGAAGGACAAAUCCCUGAACUGGCAGGUGAUCAACGCCGCCAAAAGCAUAGAAGACUUGCACGCUGAAAUCAAGAGCCACAGUGAGACCGCCAUAACUGUGGCAGAAUUCCAGCCAAUCGGAAAGCUGUGGAAGUGAGAGACCUUUGAGAAGCUGCACUGGUCGCCGAUCCAUUGAAAAGUGGCUAAUUGUUCCAGUUCAGCCAGUGGUGAUGCAAUCCAGAGCAAGGCACUAUUUGUUACUAAAAGACCUUGUGACUCGUCUGUUCUCCUUCUUACAAACUACUCCAUGUCAAAAGCAAAUGCAAAAUCAGGAGGGGACAGUGAGGAUGGAGACCAUUCAAAAGUGACACGGGAGUCUGCAGGUGAACUGGGUAGGAAACUGCACUCAGAUGACCAUCAAAUUGACCAUCUAUUAAAGAUGGGUAUCAAAGCUCGA
Molecule: messenger RNA, 1137 nt
Organism: Anguilla anguilla (European eel)
Lineage: Eukaryota; Metazoa; Chordata; Actinopteri; Anguilliformes; Anguillidae
Gene: dtymk
Product: deoxythymidylate kinase (thymidylate kinase)
Exons: 5
Coding region: 79-837 (252 amino acids)
Biological process (GO): dTDP biosynthetic process; dTTP biosynthetic process; dUDP biosynthetic process
Cellular component (GO): cytoplasm; nucleus; mitochondrion
Molecular function (GO): dTMP kinase activity; ATP binding
Source: RefSeq, a predicted model, not a curated record